Pantherophis guttatus is the source of this 3375-nucleotide messenger RNA. RefSeq names its product epidermal growth factor receptor pathway substrate 15 like 1 (gene EPS15L1). The record is from RefSeq and is a predicted model, not a curated record. NCBI's taxonomy places the organism in Eukaryota, Metazoa, Chordata, Lepidosauria, Squamata, Colubridae. Gene Ontology annotation, molecular function: cadherin binding; calcium ion binding. Gene Ontology annotation, biological process: endocytosis; endosomal transport. Gene Ontology annotation, cellular component: cytoplasm; clathrin coat of coated pit; plasma membrane.
CCAGGAGGAGGAGGAGGAGGAGGAGGAAGAUGGCGGCGCUCGGCCCCCUCGGCGGCGGCGGCGCUCAGCUCUCCGCCAGUAACCCUCUGUAUGAGACAUAUUACAAGCAGGUGGAUCCAGCUUGCACUGGUAGAGUUGGGUCCAGUGAUGCAGCUCUGUUUCUCAAAAAAUCUGGUCUUACCGAUGCUAUCUUGGGGAAAAUAUGGGAUUUAGCAGAUCCAGAGGGCAAAGGAUUUCUGGAUAAACAGGGAUUCUUCAUUGCGCUGCGGCUAAUUGCCUGUGCCCAGAGCGGUCACGAUGUCAUUCUCAGCAACUUAAAUUUGACGUUACCGCCUCCAAAAUUUCACGACAAUACAAGCCCCCUGCUGCUUGCUUCCACAGAUGCUCAUUGGGCUGUCAGAGUAGAAGAAAGGGCCAAGUUUGAUGGCAUUUUUGAAAGCCUUUUACCAGUCAAUGGUUUACUUUCGGGAGAUAAAGUGAAGCCAGUAUUGAUGAACUCCAAACUACCUCUUGAUGUCUUGGGAAGGGUGUGGGAUCUUAGUGAUAUUGAUAAAGAUGGGCACCUUGACAGAGAUGAAUUUGCCGUGGCGAUGCACCUGGUCUAUCGUGCCCUUGAGAAGGAACCCGUCCCCUCUGUGUUGCCCUCAUCUCUUGUUCCACCUUCCAAGCGGAAGAAAGUGCCAAUCUUUCCUGGGGCAGUGCCAGUUCUUCCAGCCAGUCCUCCCCCCAAAGACAGUUUGCGGUCCACUCCGUCACACGGCAGCGUCAACAGCCUCAACAGCACAGGAAGCUUAUCCCCCAAACACAGCCUGAAGCAAACACAGCCGUCUGCAAACUGGGUGGUGCCAUUGACUGACAAGAUUCGCUAUGAUGAAAUAUUUCUGAAGACAGAUUUGGACCUGGAUGGCUUUGUGAGCGGCCAGGAAGUGAAGGAUAUUUUCAUGCACUCGGGGCUUUCCCAGAACCUCUUAGCACACAUAUGGGCAUUGGCUGAUACCAGGCAAAUGGGAAAGCUCAACAAAGAUCAGUUUGCACUCGCCAUGUACCUCAUUCAGCAGAAGGUCAGCAAAGGCAUUGACCCACCACAGGCGCUGCUCCCAGAUAUGAUCCCUCCUUCCGAAAGGACCACUCCUGUCCAGACUCUCUCAGGCUACUUGGCCUCUGUAGGAACUGAGAUCUCGACACUCACAGAAAUGCGUCGUGACAGCUCAAGUUCUGUUGGAUCAGGGGAAUUCACUGGCGUGAAAGAACUGGAUGAUAUCAGCCAAGAGAUUGCACAGCUACAAAGAGAGAAAUAUUCUCUGGAGCAAGACAUCCGAGAAAGAGAAGGAGCUAUCCGGCAGAAAACCAAUGAAGUUCAGGAGCUGCAAAAUGAUUUAGAUCGGGAAACCAGCAGCUUGCAAGAACUGGAGGCUCAAAAGCAGGAUGCUCAAGAUCGCCUGGAUGAGAUGGAUCAACAAAAGGCAAAGCUGAAAGAUAUGUUAAAUGAUGUAAGGCAAAAGUGCCAGGAGGAGUCACAAGUGAUCACAUCAUUAAAAAUGCAGAUUCAGUCCCAGGAAUCAGAUCUAAAGUCCCAAGAAGAUGACAUCAGUAGAGCAAAAACUGAGUUGAAUCGGCUUCAGCAGGAAGAGACCCAGUUGGAGCAGAGCAUCCAGGCUGGGAAAGUACAACUGGAAACAAUAAUCAAAUCUUUAAAAUCCACUCAGGAAGAAAUUAACCAGGCAAGGAGUAAAUUAUCUCGGCUUCAAGAGACCCUUCAGGAAGCCAACCAGAGCAUUGAACAGUACAAUGAAGCUUUAAAUGGACUUCACAGUGGCAGCAUGACUAACCUGGCAGAUCUGAAUGAGGGAAACAUCCAAAAAGACCGGGGCGGGUUUGGGACUUUGGAUGAUCCAUUCAAGAACAAAGCCCUACUUUUCAGCAAUAAUGCCCAGGAGUUGCAGACGGACCCUUUUCAAACUGAAGAUCCUUUCAAAGGAGCAGAUCCCUUCAAAGGCAGCGAUCCUUUUCAGAAUGAUCCUUUUGCUGAACAGCCUCCUGCAGCAGCUGAUCCAUUUGGAGGUGAUCCAUUUAAAGAAAGUGACCCAUUCCGGACAUCUGUGCCUGAGGAUUUCUUUAAAAAGACUGAAAAAAGUGAUCCGUUCACUUCAGACCCUUUCUUGCAAAAUUCCACACUGCCCUCUAAACCAAACCUCUUUGAGAACAGUGACCCUUUCCUAACUCUGAGCAUGUCUUCUUCGAAAGGGCCAGAUCCUUUUGGGACAUUAGACGCCUUUGGUAGCAGCAGCUUCAGUACCCAUAGUAGUGAAGGAUUUGCAGAUUUCAGUCGAAUGUCAAAGUCGCAAACAGAUGUCUCUAGAAGACUUAGGAGCAGGACAUACGAGCAGCCUCCGGCUUCUGAUCCAUUCUCCUCUUUUGGAGGAGCUGGAUUCUCUGAUGAUCCUUUUAAGACUAAAGCAGACACUCCUGCCCUCCCGCCGAAGAAAAAUAUGCCUCCCAGGCCUGAGCCACCCAGUGGUAAAAGUCCUCCUGUAAGCCAAGUCGGGUCUUCCAAUUUUGCCAAGCCCCCUGAUCCAUUUCAGCCAUUCGGGGCUGACAGCAGUGACCCGUUUCAGAGUAAAAAGGGGUUUGGGGACCUAUUUAGUGGAAGAGUCCUGUUUGCUCCUUCCUCUUCAAGUAAACCUUCUAAAGACUCUUCCCUGGGGUUUGCUGACUUCAGCUCUCUUGGCAAUGAGGAGCAGCAGUUGGCGUGGGCCAAACGGGAGAGUGAGAAGGCAGAGCAGGAAAGGCUGGCGCGAUUGCGAAGACAAGAGCAGGAAGACCUGGAGUUGGCCAUUGCACUCAGUAAGGCCGACAUGCCGACUUCUUAAAAGCAAGGGUGGCCAUGAAGCAGACCUAUUUCCUGGUACCUGUUCUAGAUCCCUGAUGUCCUUGGGCCAUUUUCCUUUUUUUUUCCCCUCCGUUUUUAUUUCAUGACUUCCAGCUACCUGUGGGGCUGACUGUUGAGGAGCAAACUGCAUUUGAUGGGCUUGGCUUCACGGCAGUCUUUUCGUUUUGUUUUGUUUUGUUUUUUUAAAUUAAGUUAGACUUUCUAGGCUGAAAAUGUUGCUUGUAAGAGAACUUGCAGCAGCCCCAUCCCACUGACUGCCAGAUUUUGCUGCGCUGCAGAAAAACAGUAGCAUUAACGGAGCUGCCACUCGAAACUUCAUUUUUUGCGGAGUGGCAGCGCAGUCACUGAAGCUGCCACUCACCUCUGGUUUCAAGGAGAAGUGUGAUCUUCAUAAAGAGAUUGAUUGUUUUUCUUCUGUAGUUAAGUCUCUUUUAAUUUUCUUCUGUUGGUCAGUGGCCUGAAAUACAACUCGUCAUCAGAGUUCC